Messenger RNA from Vespula pensylvanica (western yellowjacket), 3054 nucleotides. RefSeq names its product sodium- and chloride-dependent GABA transporter 1-like (gene Gat-1B). Bases 729 to 2696 code for a protein of 655 amino acids. The transcript has 13 exons. Gene Ontology annotation, biological process: sodium ion transmembrane transport. Gene Ontology annotation, cellular component: membrane. The record is from RefSeq and is a predicted model, not a curated record. NCBI's taxonomy places the organism in Eukaryota, Metazoa, Arthropoda, Insecta, Hymenoptera, Vespidae.
AAGGAAACGGAGGGAAGGAGAAUAUUAGCUCGACUACAUCCGUAGUUUAUUGCAUAUGACGGAGAAGUUCAAAAAAUGUAUAUAUAACGAUAGUUAUUGAUAUGUAACAGGAGUAAAUCUUUUGCAAGUAUUAUUUGUUCAGUAACUUGUUCAAAAAUAGAGAAUGAAAAGAAUUGUAUUAACUGGUAAUUUCGAUAUCGUAGAAGAUAACUUUUUCGUUCAAACACGAUCUAACGCGAAUAAACUAUAUCUACAUGAUCUACCGCUAGAAUAUUUUUUUAGGGUAAUGUUUCUUUCGCCAAUCGUUCGCCUAAAAUAGGACAAGGUUGGUCGAUGGGAACAACGUUGAUCAAACGUUGUGAUUCCCGGAAGUGGCUCGUUGUCUGUCAUCCAUCAUCAUCAAGACCCUUGUACAGAUGCGUCUCACGUGACGACGAUGACCGCUGAAUAUUUAAGACCUCGAAACGCGAGACCAAAUUGUCUUUCACCGGACCAUUUACCGUAUAAUAAUCCCUUCAAUUUUUCACUCGAGCAACAAUGGGCAAAGUACGAAGGGCGCGGUAUAUCGGUCGUGAACGCGCAAAUUCAAUCAUUAAAACGAUUUAGGUGUCCCUUUAAGUUCCCCUUCUUCUUUCUUUUUAAUCUCAAAUCAAAUUCGCAGAUUCGUAGACGUGUAAAUAUGAUGAGGUGAAUAGCGUUGUGUGUAAACGCUCGCUGGAUAAACAAUAAUGCCUUCGACCGGAACGGCUGGACGGUCUAAGGUAGACAGGUCCACCAGCCCUCUUUCAAGGAACCCGGUGAAUCCAGUGAACCAGGUUAAUCCAGUGAAUCCUGUGCAGGAACUGAAGGCCCUUUUUUCCGAGCCACCUGUGAGAGUUCCGAGCGGUGGUAAGGAACAAGAUUUCCGAUUCGAAGCUAUCGAAUGUCUACAAUCGUCGGUUGUGAAGGAAACAAAAGAUUUACCGGAUCGAGGAUCAUGGAGCAGCAAGGUGGAAUUCAUUUUAUCGGUUGUGGGUCUUGCCAUCGGUUUAGGAAAUGUCUGGCGAUUUCCUUAUCUUUGUUACAAAAAUGGAGGCGGGGCCUUUAUGGUUCCUUAUUUUAUCGCUUUGGCUCUCGCCGGUAUACCCAUGUUUCUAAUGGAACUAUCCUUGGGACAAAUGAUGACCAUAGGUGGCCUUGGAGUCUUUAAAAUAGCACCGAUUUUUAAAGGUAUUGGAUACGCUACCUGCGUGCUCUCCUGCUGGACAAAUAUUUAUUAUAUUAUUAUACUGGCGUGGGCACUAUUUUAUUUGUUAGUUUCUCUACAAUCAGAUGUUCCAUGGAGAAAUUGCGGCAAUUCAUGGAAUACGAAUUAUUGCAUCACCCCCAUAGAUCGUCUUAAAGCGGUUUGCUGGCCAGACGAAGAGGACACGAUAUGUGCUACUUCGAUCGGAAACUUGAGCCACACACUUCUCAAUGAUCCAGUAAAAGAAUUUUGGGAGAGGCGCACUCUUCAAAUUUCUUCUGGCGUUGAUAAUGUAGGCGGGAUUAGAUGGGAAUUAGCAGGUACUUUGGCUGUUGUAUGGAUCAUGUGUUAUUUUUGUAUUUGGAAAGGAGUAAAAUGGACAGGAAAAGUCGUCUAUUUCACGUCCUUGUUUCCAUACGCAUUGCUGACAGUUUUAUUGAUAAGAGGCUUGACACUGCCAGGUGCGACGGAAGGUCUGAAAUAUUACUUUACACCAAAUCUUAGUAAACUUGGCGAUCCAGAGGUAUGGAUAGAUGCAGUGACGCAAAUAUUCUUCUCUUACGCAUUGGGACUAGGUGCUCUUGUUGCGCUCGGAAGUUACAACAAAUAUAACAAUAAUGUUUAUAAAGAUUCUCUUAUAGUAUGCACAGUAAAUACAUGUACGAGUAUACUCAGUGGUGUAGUCAUAUUUUCUGUAGUGGGUUUUAUGGCACACGAACAACAAAAACCAGUUGCCGACGUUGCUGCUUCCGGUCCAGGUUUAGCUUUCUUAGUUUAUCCUUCGGCAGUACUUCAAUUGCCGGGAGCAUCGAUCUGGUCGUGUUUAUUUUUUAUUAUGCUUUUAUUGAUUGGAUUGGAUAGUCAGUUUUGUACCGUGGAAGGCUUUAUAACCGCUGCUGUGGACGAAUGGCCUAGACUUCUAAGAAAACGCAAGGAAAUAUUUAUCGCUUUCGUCUGUUUUAUCUCAUAUCUCAUUGGUCUUUUAUGCAUAACCGAAGGAGGAAUGUAUGUGUUUCAACUUUUGGAUUCCUACGCGGUGAGUGGAUUUUGUCUUCUAUUUUUGAUAUUUUUCGAGUGCAUCGCUGUAUCAUGGGCGUUCGGAAUUAAUCGAUUUUAUGAUGGCAUACGAGAUAUGAUCGGUUACUAUCCUUGUUACUGGUGGAAGAUAUGUUGGCUAUUCACUACACCAGCGGUUUGUGUGGGCGUCUUCAUUUUUAAUAUUAUCCAAUUUGUUCCUGUUAAAUAUCUUACAUACGAAUACCCAUGGUGGAGUCAUCUUUUGGGGUGUUUGUGUGGCUUAUCUUCUAUGAUGUGUAUUCCUUCUUAUAUGAUUUAUAUUUGGUGUGUUACACCUGGAACUACCUCAGAGAAAUUUCGAAAGUUGGUAAGAAUAGAGGACGAUAUUGCAACAUUACGUUUGAAAUUAAAUGCUACAAAAACUGCUGCCAUUAAUUCAGGACAUGAAUUAUAAGUUUUUGACGAUAUUAUUAUUAUUACAAUUUUUUUAUAUGUUUUAAGUAUAGCUGUAGAUGAACUUGUUUAAGUUAAUAUGAACAAUAAUGUCAUAUAAACAUGGAUUAAAAUUAAAUAUUAAUAAGAAAUGAGAGAGAUAAACAAUAUAUAUGAAAUAAUAUAAUUAUUAAUGGUAACAGUAUUUAUCAGAUUAAGAUUAUAAUUAAAUAUAGUUUAAUACAUCACCAAUUAUGGAUAUAUUCACGUAACAUGCAUUAUUCAUAAUAUAGCACAUAUUAAAAAGUAAAUUUUCUUAUAUUUAACAUAAGAAAUAUUGUAUCUUGAAAAAUAAAUUUCAUUAACUAUAUCAUAAUAAA